AUGUGGGCGCUGCUGCGGCGCUGGGCGGACUCCAGUGGGGACCCCGGCAGUGCGAUUCUCCCCACCUUCGACGUGAUGGCUUCUGGCAAAGGCAAGUCAGCCCCCCUCCCUGGGCAGGCCAUGGAGUUGGAUGCGGUCUCUGAAGAAGAGCAGGGGGAUGACGUACAGGAGGUCCCUGUUACGGGCAAGCGGAAGUCGGAAGCUGGGGCGUCGCCGACUAAAAGAGAGGCAGGGCACGGAGACGCGUUCUCGUGGAACUCCUUGAAGAACAUGCUGGCGGACCAAACGAAAGAGCUGCAAGCGUGGUACAAGGAGGAAAUUGGCAGUGAAGGCAAGAUCAUGAAGGCCGUGGACGAAAUUAAAUCGAACCUGACCAAGAAGAUGGACGCGGGGCAGCAAAAGAUGGACAAAAUGGAGGCGGCCUACGAGAGCGUGCUGGAAAGACUUGGCAAGUUGGAGGCGCGCGGGGUCCCGAGUGGGCCAUCUGGCGGUGGAGGGACUGUGGACAGAGGCCCUUCCCUUGUCUUCGGUGGUUGGAGAACCGACACGAAGAAGGCUCACAUCCUCGCGGACCUUAUGGCGGUGCUGAAGGACAGCCAAGUGGACGGCUUGAUCGACAAUGCCGCAUGGGUUCCAGCGGUGCGGCAUAGCGUAGCCAUUGCAGAGUUUGUGCAGCGCAAGGGCGAGAACGCUGAUGGCAUGCGCACCCGCAUGAUGGCGAUCAUUGCUGCUGUCAACUCGGCGAGAGUCCAGUCAGAACAUACCGCAGAUGGGAAGGCCAUAUGGGCUGCGAUCAGUAGACCGCGCAGCGAAAGAGGCCCAGGCCAACAUUGUGGGAAGACACGAAAGCUCUUCUACCAACUGGGGCUUGGCGUCUCGGAGGUCGAGUGCGGGUACUCUACAGGUAGUACCUGGUACAAGGACAACCUAGUGUCUUCUGUGGAGAAAAUGAGAAACGGUGAGCAUGUGAGCAGGGGCAUCCUUGACCACUCGUGGAUUGAUGUACCACUCAUUGCCAAGUUGAGCGGGAAGAACGAGAAGGAGAUAGGGGACGCUUGGGAGAAGAUCGUCCAGAGCUGA
This is a messenger RNA of Symbiodinium pilosum, 1080 nucleotides long. Lineage: Eukaryota; Dinophyceae; Suessiales; Symbiodiniaceae. The record is from the annotation of a GenBank genome assembly.